CUUGUAUCAACGCAAUGUCAUUUUUUGGAUGAAGUUUAAUAUCGUUAACCCUAAAUCCUGAAUACCGUCUGUACGUGGCACAUCAACUUCGUCAUUUGAAGGAAGGAAGUAAGACUUGGAUGCGCAAAGAAAUAGGACGACUAGAAUUUCGCCAAAAGCAGAUAAAGAAACGUCAAUUGGAAAAAAUUUGCAAUACAAUUUGUUUGAACCAACCAACGCUGAUCAAUUUGGCAAGAAAUCCAAUCAAACCAGUAGCAAAAGUAAAAGUACCAGCAAAGUUCAUAAUGAAAUUUAUCCAGACGCUGAUGGUAUCAAAGUGGAAUUCAAGCUCACCGAUGAAAUCCUCAAAAAAUUCGGUAAAAUGGCAGUAGCCAAAAAUAAUGAUGAUUCAGAUGAAUACGAACAAUUGGUGGUGUCAAUGAACAAAAAACUAGUUGUAACCGAGAAAAAUUCAGUGAAAAAACCGGGAGCAUCGAAAUCAAAGAAGGAACUUAAACCGAAAAAGCAACCCAAAAAAUCAGCUAGUCGCAAACAAUCUAAGUUAAGCUUAGAAAAGAAAAAGAAGGGCAGUGACAGUGACGACGAAUCAUUCGAUGAAGAUGAUUUCGAUAAUAGCAGCAUAGCUUCACCACCAAAACGCGAACGCUUGGGUCGUCGUACUACAACAAAACAUAUUGAUUAUAAGAUUGGCAAUGGAAGCAGCAGUGAAAGUUGUUCAAGAUGUCUUCCCAAGAGCUAA
Messenger RNA from Contarinia nasturtii (swede midge), 739 nucleotides. RefSeq lists its product as uncharacterized. NCBI's taxonomy places the organism in Eukaryota, Metazoa, Arthropoda, Insecta, Diptera, Cecidomyiidae. The transcript has 5 exons. The record is from RefSeq and is a predicted model, not a curated record. Bases 362 to 739 code for a protein of 125 amino acids.